AUGGCCUACGAAUUCUUCUACGCCUUCACCACCACAUCCACAACCGUAGAGCGAGUAGGCUUUCUCGCCUGGUUCAUCCACGACUUUGGCUACGUCGCAGUCAUCCUUAAGCACGUCCAUCGCGCAGAGCACCGACCCCGACUCAUCCGGAACAUGCUCAUCGGUCUCCUCCUGGGUAUAGCCGGCUUGAAAUGGUUAACUACCCUCUACCCAGAUGAUCGCGAACAAGUCACAGCGUACUGGACGGGUAUUCUGCUUCAACUUCCCAUCGGCUGGGUCUGUUUGCAUUCGUUGAUAACUCGAUAUUUAGGCUGCUAUCUAGCCUACGGGGUGUUUAUCUGGCGAUACUUGAAUGUGCCCCAGAAUUGGGAAUAUGUUGCCUCGCCAUGGAGUAUUGCCAUUAUGGUCUUGACUUUGCUUCCGGAGACGAUAUAUCCGUUUUGCUAUGUUUGGGUGUAUAAAGUGCAGAAGGUCAAGGGUGAAUAG
Molecule: messenger RNA, 486 nt
Organism: Penicillium arizonense
Lineage: Eukaryota; Fungi; Ascomycota; Eurotiomycetes; Eurotiales; Aspergillaceae
Exons: 2
Coding region: 1-486 (161 amino acids)
Molecular function (GO): lyase activity
Source: RefSeq, a predicted model, not a curated record